Messenger RNA from Vitis riparia (riverbank grape), 3884 nucleotides. Its product is annotated as E3 ubiquitin-protein ligase UPL6. Lineage: Eukaryota; Viridiplantae; Streptophyta; Magnoliopsida; Vitales; Vitaceae. Bases 326 to 3430 code for a protein of 1034 amino acids. The transcript is spliced from 27 exons. The record is from RefSeq and is a predicted model, not a curated record. Gene Ontology annotation, molecular function: ubiquitin protein ligase activity. Gene Ontology annotation, biological process: protein polyubiquitination; ubiquitin-dependent protein catabolic process.
GAAAUUAGCGGGAUUUUCCCAGCACCCAAACAGCACGUCAAGGCAUUUUGGUCAUUUGAAAACAAUCCCUUCGCACAAUCAUUUCAGUGGUCCAAGCCUUUUAUAAUAACUUUCCUACUCGGUUUCCCAUUUUCUGGUCCAGCACGGACAAGGAAAAGGGAGAAAGUGAGAGAAACCCCAAUACAGAGGCUCCUCCUUUUUUGAUUUGUUCGUCUAAUAAAUUUUCCUCCGAUCCAAUCACUCCGCCGUCAAACUUCGGCCGUAUCGGGCUAAUUCUAGUUUUCGAAUAAGGCGAAUUAUUGCGAAUUAGGGCUGAGCUUCGAGAAUGUUUUUCUCCGGAGAUUCGUCGACUAGGAAGCGAGUGGAUUUAGGCGGUCGAAGUUCGAAGGAAAGGGAUAGGCAAAAGCUUCUGGAGCAGACGCGGUUGGAGCGGAACCGGCGAUGGUGGUUGCGUCAGCAAAACUCCGCCGCACUCAGGAUUCAGAAAUGCUUCAGAGGUAGAAAGGCUGUGGAAGCUGAACACGCAAAGGUGCGGGAACAGUUCUUUACAACUUAUGGAAGGCACUGUCAAAAUGUAGACAGGCAUUCUUUUGGUCCAGACUCAGAGUUCCUCCGCCAGUUACUCUUUUUCUUUGAUGCACGAAAUGUUGGUGAUUUUUCAGCUCUCGUGGAGACAUGUCGACUACUUCAGAAUUUUGUUCGAGAUAGCGGGGAUGCUGUGAACCUGUUUGCAGGCAUGGAUUAUUCAUCCAAGAAUGCUCUGGUUGAUUACAGGGUGAAGCAACUUGCAUAUGCUUGUAUCCAGGCUGUUCAUCAGAAUAGGAAUCAAUUCAAGGGGCAACUUUUGAUGACAUCUGAUGAGCCCAGUUCACCUACAAUUCUAUUGCUAGAGGCAGUAGUUAUGUUAUUAGAUCCAAAACUUCCAUGGGUUUGUAAGAUAGUUGGCCAUCUCUUGCAGAGAAAUACAUACUCCCUCUUGAGAGAGAUUGUACUUACUGCAAAGGAAAGUGUGGAAACUUAUUCCACUGGGAGAGUACCUUCACUGGAAUGUCUGCUUACCAUUCUUAUUUCUCACGUUGGUCAGAACCCCUGUAUCUGUCCAAUUAUAGAUCCACGGUGGAGUUUCUCAUCUCAGAUUCUAACAAUUCCUUUCUUGUGGGCGCUUUUCCCAUACUUAAAAGAGGUUUUUACGAGACGGGGCUUGAGCGAACAUUACAUCCAUCAGAUGGCAUUGUGUGUGCAAAAUCAUACUAAUGUUCUACCUGAUGAUAUCUCAGCCGAUUUUCCAGGUUAUGCAUGUCUUCUUGGAAAUAUAUUGGAAACUGCUUCAGUGUUCUUUUCUCAGCCUGACUGCUCAUUGGACAUGGCUAUAGACAUUGCAGCUGUCAUGACAUUUUUGUUACAGGCACUUCCUCCAAUGAAAUCAUCAAAUAGAGAAAGUAAAGAAAAUUCCUCAGGAGGUGAGGAUGAAAUGGCUGUGGGUGAUGAAAUAAUGGAAAAAGUUGUGAGCAGGGAUUUGGAACAACAAAUAUCCAAUGCAAUAGAUCCGCGUUUUCUUCUGCAACUGACAAAUGCUCUAUUUGGAGGGAUUUCACUCAUCAAUCAUUUGUGUGAAGAAGGGCCAGAUGAUAGAGAGGUGGCGGCUAUUGGUGCUGCUUGUGCUUUUCUGCAUGUUACUUUCAACAUUUUACCUCUUGAGCGUAUUAUGACCGUACUAGCUUACAGAACUGAACUUGUUCCACUGCUUUGGAAAUUUAUAAAGCGAUGCCAUGAGAACCAAAAAUGGUCAUCUUUGUCGGAGCAGUUAGCUUAUCUGUCAGGAGAUAUGCCUGGAUGGCAAUUACCUCUAGCUGUUUUCUGCCCUGUGUAUAAGCACAUGCUUACAAUAGUUGACAAUGAAGAAUUCUAUGAGCAGGAGAAACCACUAUCACUGUCGGAUAUCAGAUGCUUAAUUGUUAUUUUGAGACAGGCCUUAUGGCAGCUCCUAUGGGUGAAUCCUGCCAUGCCCCCUAACCUAAUGAAACCUGCCCCUGAGGUCACCUCUCAUAGGGGGCACCCCAUAGAAUUCACUCAACAGAGGGUUAGCAUUGUAACUGCUGAGCUACUCUCUCAGUUGCAAGAUUGGAACAAUAGGAGGCAAUUUGCACCUCCCAGUUACUUUCAUGCUGAUGCUGUCAAUGAGUAUUUUAUUUCUCAGGCUGUGAUAGAAAACACCAGGGCAUAUACAAUAUUGAAACAAGCUCCAUUCUUGGUGCCAUUUACAAGCAGAGUUAAAAUAUUUACUUCACAGUUAGCAGCAGCAAGGCAAAGGGAUGGGUCUCAUUCUGUUUUUACUAGAAACCGAUUUAGAAUUCGGCGGGAUCAUAUCCUUGAAGAUGCUUUUAAUCAAUUGAGUGUGUUGUCUGAAGAUGAUCUUCGAGGAUUGAUCCGAAUAUCAUUUGUCAAUGAAUUUGGAGUUGAGGAGGCUGGUAUUGAUGGUGGUGGGAUUUUCAAGGAUUUCAUGGAAAACAUUACACGAGCAGCUUUUGACGUGCAGUAUGGGUUGUUUAAGGAAACAGCUGAUCACCUACUCUACCCAAAUCCUGGGUCAGGAAUGAUACACGAACAGCAUCUCCAGUUUUUCCAUUUUCUUGGAACUGUUCUUGGGAAGGCCAUGUUUGAAGGGAUUCUUGUGGAUAUACCAUUUGCAACAUUCUUUUUGAGCAAAUUAAAACAAAAGCACAACUAUUUGAAUGAUUUGCCUUCAUUGGACCCAGAAUUAUACCGCCACCUUAUUUUCUUAAAGCAUUUUGAAGGUGACUUAUCAGAAUUGGAACUUUAUUUUGUUAUUGUAAAUAAUGAAUACGGGGAACAAACAGAGGAGGAGCUGCUUCCUGGAGGAAAAAAUAUCCGUGUUACUAAUGAGAAUGUCAUCACAUUUAUUCAUCUUAUAGCAAACCAUCGUUUGAAUUUUCAGAUACGUCAGCAAAGUUCUCAUUUCUUGAGGGGUUUUCAGCAACUUAUACAAAGAGAUUGGAUUGAAAUGUUUGAUGAGCAUGAACUUCAGCUUCUGAUAUCAGGUUCACUUGAUGGCUUGGAUGUUGAUGACCUACGAUCUAAUACCAAUUAUGCUGGUGGCUAUCAUAGUGAACACUAUGUCAUUGAGAUGUUCUGGGAAGUUCUCAAAAGUUUUACCUUGGAAAAUCAGAUGAAGUUUCUAAAGUUUGUGACCGGGUGCUCUCGAGGCCCACUGCUUGGAUUUAAAUACCUUGAGCCUUUAUUUUGCAUACAAAGGGCUGCUGGUAGUGCUUCUGAAGAAGCUCUUGACCGGUUACCAACAUCUGCUACUUGCAUGAAUCUCUUAAAGCUUCCACCAUACAGAAGCAAAGAACAAAUGGCAACAAAAUUGUUGUAUGCGAUAAAUGCGGAUGCGGGUUUUGAUUUGAGCUGAUAGAUGCCAGGCCCAUGCGCCAAAUCGUCCAUGUCAUGGUCCCAUCUUAAUCUGAGAGGAGCGUCCUCGAUAGAUUUCAUAACUCCAGGAGAUGGGUUUCAUCAAAAUUUAUUAUCGUUCAGAAUGAGUAGAGGGAUCAGAACAGCUGAUUAGCAGGCGACAACGGAUGAUUGUUGAAGCAUCCACGGAGUGGAGGCUGAAUACAAAAAGCAUGUAAAUAUAAGUGCCGGCCUUUUGAUUGGAUGUACAUGUACAUAUAUGAUAUAUCUAUAUAUAUAUAUAUAUACAUGUAGGGUCAUCUACAAAAUAUAGACUUUGAAUUGCAACUUCUUACAUAAAAUUACCUCCCAGCAGGUUUAGAUUGUCAUUGUGUUUUAAUUUUCUUCCUUAAAACAAUCUUUUGCGUCUUAUAUGAAUAUAGAUCUGUACAUUAUGAAGGGAUCAACUUUUCGAA